Molecule: messenger RNA, 1612 nt
Organism: Physcomitrium patens
Lineage: Eukaryota; Viridiplantae; Streptophyta; Bryopsida; Funariales; Funariaceae
Source: RefSeq, a predicted model, not a curated record
UGUUUUCCUUCUGUCGCUUUACCAGACAAGCAGCGAAACGGCUACGGAUGCGUACGUAAAUUUAGCCCCGCCUGUCCGCGCUUAUCCCCGUUAAGUAGAGCAGGAGGUUGCAGGCUUCGGAUAUUGUGUGAUUGAGUGCAUCCGGCUUGUGAAGAGCUUUCACGAGAGGUUUGUUGUCGUCCUUGUGCAGGACCUGAAUCGCCGAGAGGCUUACUUCUCCAUCGAAGUGCUUGAUGCGGGUACGCGUCGGCGCUGUUUCUUGUGUUUCUCAGGUGACCAUUCGGCAUGAGGGAGAAAUUUUGCUGUUCUUGACGCUGGAGGUAGCGGGGUAGUGGAAUCGGAGAUUGACCAUCACGUUGUUCAUGUUUAAUUCGAGAUUGUCUUCUGCGAUCACUCUUGCUUAGAGUGCUUCACAGUUCUGUGCCUCCAAGACUAGCAAGAUGAAGGUCCCUUUCUUCUCCAAGAGCAAGAAGUCACAGCUUGAGGCGCAAGGCGCUCCACCCUCCCCUCGUCAGGGCCCUGUCAAUGUAGAGUCGAUGUCUUCGUUGUCGUCGACGUCAUCGGGGUCUAUGUCGUUUGCCACUACUUCCCCGGCCUCUUCAAUGGAGAAGAAGCACAAGAAGUCGUCUUCAUUCUCUGGACCACUAGACAAACUGCGGAAGUCGUCGUCGUUUUCUGGUCUUUCUAUGCCCACUAGGCAGAGUUCUGGGAAGUUGUUCAGUUUUAAAUCAAUGCGCCAGAGAAGUGGUCCGCAAACUCCCGUGGAGCAUUGUAAAGAGCUGACAGAGGUUUUUAAAUACUUCGACAAGAACGGCGAUGGGAAGAUAUCUGCGACUGAGCUUGGUCAGGUGUUGAGAGUGCUUGGUAUUAGCUCUACUGACGAAGAGCUGGCGGCGAUGGUGCGUGAGGUGGACUGCGAUAGCGACGGCUUUAUCGACUUGGAUGAGUUUGCGAAGCUUAACAAAAUGACUCAGGAGGCAACAUGUGAUGAAGAGAGCGCCCACAAAACAAUGGAAGCUGCUUUCGACGUCUUUGACCUUAACAAGGAUGGUUUCAUUUCUGCCACAGAACUGUACAGAGUUCUUUCCGAAUUGGGUGAAGUCCUCACUGAGGAGGAUUGCCGAACGAUGAUAAACAAUGUCGACAAAAAUGGUGACGAGCUUGUGGAUUUCUCCGAGUUUAAGAAUCUCAUGCAGCAGGACACCCGUGUUUACUGAGACGUGAAACUGUCCGUAGCUGCUGCUGUACACGAAUGAUCUUGGUUGACAUGCAUUUCAGGAAUACCUCCUUCGUCAGGAAAGUUUAUGUUUUGUUUGACGUCUUUGGCUAGCCUGUUUUUUCUUUGUGCAAGCUUGAGUGUGAGGCUGUAUUUAAGUAAGGUGUACCCCGGACAAGGAUCUGUCUCUUAGCCUCAGUGGAGACCUCUGUAAUAUAAUUUUUUUCUGCUUCCAAUGAAUCUAUUGGAUCGCAAGAAUCAUCAUAUUGAGCAUGUUGAGAUCAUGAAACUUGUAGCAGACUUGGAAAGGAUUGCUACAUCUCAGCGGAGCAUUUUGGCGUGAGAACUAGUUGUUGGUCACCUGAAAUAAACUGUGGUCCGAUAAUGUUAACUUCA